CUUCUGCUUCAUGAGUUUUAUCUCCUUUUUAUUAUAGGAAAUUUCCUAUAAUACUUGUUUUCAAAAACUGGUUCUCAAACUUGGCUACAUGUUGGAGUUACCUGGGAAGCCUUAAAAUUACCUGAACUCUACUCUCAAUUAUUUUGAUUUAAGUGGUGUGGAGUAUAGCCUAGACCUUGGGAUACAAGCACUCUUAGUAUAUUAUCUUAUAUAUAAAAUCAUUAAAAUGACCUAUGGGCUAUGUACAAUUUACAGAUGAGGAAACUGAGGCCAUAAGAAGUUAACUCACUUGCUUAAGAUCAGCUAAUUGGAGUCGGUCAGGAUUUAAACCCAGGUAAGAAGAUUGUUGUAUCAACUCAAGAAAGCAGUAACCUCACUGUCUUUGUAUUUUGAAUUGCAACAACAACUUUGAUAUCAACAAUGAAGCAAUGAUAUCUAAGGACAAAAGAGUAUUUGCCAACAGUCAUCAUAAUAUCAAGUGAUUGUAUAAGCAGAAACAAGCUGUCACAGACCUGUGUGUCAGCUAAUAUAUGGAGAAUGCUUUCUUCUGAUGCUAUUUACUUAGAGGCAGUUUUAAUAUAAAUUAUUUCAAUUAUAUCUACAUCAAAUAAAAUAAAAAUGAGUGAGGCCCCCAGAUUCUUUGUUGGACCAGAAGAUACAGAAAUAAAUCCUGGAAAUUAUCGACAUUUUUUCCACCAUGCAGAUGAAGACGAUGAGGAGGAAGAUGAUUCUCCACCAGAAAGGCAGAUUGUGGUUGGAAUAUGCUCCAUGGCAAAGAAAUCCAAAUCCAAACCAAUGAAGGAAAUUCUUGAACGGAUCUCCUUAUUUAAAUAUAUCACAGUAGUAGUAUUUGAAGAGGAGGUUAUUUUGAAUGAACCAGUGGAAAACUGGCCUUUAUGUGAUUGUCUUAUUUCUUUCCAUUCUAAAGGAUUUCCACUGGACAAAGCGGUUGCCUAUGCAAAACUCAGGAAUCCAUUUGUAAUCAAUGACUUGCAUAUGCAGUAUCUCAUACAAGAUAGGAGAGAAGUAUAUAGUAUUCUUCAAGCUGAAGGUAUUUUACUUCCUCGUUAUGCAAUUUUGAACCGUGACCCAAAUAAUCCCAAAGAAUGUAAUCUGAUUGAAGGGGAAGAUCAUGUAGAAGUAAAUGGGGAAGUUUUUCAAAAGCCAUUUGUAGAAAAGCCAGUCAGUGCAGAAGAUCACAAUGUUUACAUUUAUUACCCAACUUCUGCUGGUGGUGGAAGUCAAAGACUCUUUAGAAAGAUUGGCAGUAGAAGUAGUGUUUAUUCUCCAGAAAGCAAUGUACGAAAAACAGGCUCAUAUAUAUAUGAAGAGUUUAUGCCCACAGAUGGUACUGAUGUUAAGGUUUAUACAGUGGGUCCAGAUUAUGCCCAUGCUGAAGCUCGAAAAUCUCCAGCACUUGAUGGCAAGGUGGAACGAGACAGUGAAGGAAAAGAAGUACGAUACCCUGUUAUUCUCAAUGCACGAGAGAAAUUAAUUGCUUGGAAAGUCUGCCUUGCCUUUAAGCAAACAGUUUGUGGCUUUGAUUUGUUACGGGCCAAUGGACAGUCCUAUGUCUGUGAUGUCAAUGGCUUCAGUUUUGUGAAAAAUUCCAUGAAGUAUUAUGAUGACUGUGCAAAAAUACUUGGAAAUAUUGUAAUGCGAGAACUUGCUCCACAAUUUCAUAUUCCAUGGUCAAUACCCUUAGAAGCUGAAGAUAUCCCAAUUGUACCAACUACAUCUGGAACUAUGAUGGAACUUAGAUGUGUCAUAGCUGUUAUACGUCAUGGGGAUCGAACACCAAAACAAAAAAUGAAAAUGGAAGUGAGACAUCAAAAAUUUUUUGAUCUUUUUGAAAAGUGUGAUGGAUAUAAAUCAGGGAAAUUAAAACUCAAAAAACCAAAACAGUUACAGGAAGUGCUAGAUAUUGCACGACAGCUUCUUAUGGAGCUGGGGCAAAAUAAUGAUUCUGAAAUUGAAGAAAACAAGCCAAAACUUGAACAACUUAAGACUGUAUUGGAGAUGUAUGGUCAUUUUUCUGGAAUAAAUCGUAAGGUUCAGUUGACCUAUCUCCCUCAUGGUUGUCCUAAAACAUCUAGUGAAGAGGAGGACAGCCGAAGAGAAGAACCAUCUUUACUUUUGGUUCUAAAAUGGGGAGGUGAAUUAACUCCUGCAGGCAGGGUCCAGGCUGAAGAACUUGGAAGAGCCUUCAGGUGUAUGUAUCCUGGAGGUCAAGGAGAUUAUGCAGGAUUUCCUGGUUGUGGUUUACUUAGAUUACAUAGCACCUACAGACAUGACCUCAAAAUAUAUGCCUCUGAUGAAGGACGAGUCCAGAUGACUGCAGCUGCUUUUGCAAAGGGGCUUUUAGCUUUGGAAGGAGAGCUUACACCCAUUCUUGUUCAAAUGGUGAAAAGUGCAAAUAUGAACGGUCUUUUGGAUAGUGAUAGUGACUCUCUGAGCAGUUGUCAGCAACGUGUGAAGGCAAGGCUUCAUGAAAUACUUCAGAAAGACAGAGAUUUUACUGCUGAAGAUUAUGAAAAGCUUACUCCAUCUGGAAGCAUUUCUCUUAUCAAAUCAAUGCAUUUAAUUAAAAAUCCUGUGAAGACCUGUGAUAAAGUUUAUUCCUUAAUUCAGAGUUUGACUUCUCAAAUCAGACAUCGAAUGGAAGAUCCCAAAUCAUCAGAUAUUCAGCUUUACCAUAGUGAAACAUUGGAGCUUAUGCUACGUAGAUGGUCCAAGUUAGAGAAAGACUUUAAAACAAAGAAUGGAAGAUAUGAUAUUAGUAAAAUCCCUGACAUAUAUGACUGUAUAAAAUAUGAUGUCCAGCAUAAUGGUUCCUUGAAAUUAGAAAACACAAUGGAAUUAUAUAGGCUUUCGAAGGCAUUAGCAGAUAUUGUUAUCCCUCAGGAAUAUGGUAUAACUAAAGCUGAAAAACUGGAGAUUGCCAAAGGCUACUGUACUCCUCUGGUGAGAAAAAUUCGCUCAGACCUUCAGAGGACACAAGAUGAUGACACUGUAAAUAAACUUCAUCCUGUGUAUUCUAGAGGUGUUCUGUCUCCUGAACGUCAUGUUCGUACUAGAUUAUAUUUUACCAGUGAAAGUCAUGUACAUUCUUUGCUGUCUAUUCUUCGCUAUGGUGCCUUAUGCAAUACCAAUGAUUCUCAGAAUGAAGAUGGAGGAAUGGUGAAGGAGAUGGAAUCAAAGGAUGAACAGUGGAAACGAGCUAUGGAUUAUUUAAAUGUUGUCAAUGAGCUCAACUACAUGACUCAGAUUGUUAUCAUGCUUUAUGAGGAUCCUAAUAAGGAUCUUUCCUCAGAGGAACGCUUUCAUGUUGAAUUACACUUUAGUCCAGGAGCCAAAGGUUGUGAAGAAGACAAAAAUUUACCAUCUGGCUAUGGAUAUAGACCAGCUUCCAGAGAGAAUGAAGGCAGGAGACCUUUUAAAAUUGAUAAUGAUGAUGAACCACAUACUUCUAAAAGAGAUGAAGUUGAUCGAGCUGUGAUAUUGUUUAAACCAAUGGUAUCAGAGCCAAUUCAUAUACACAGGAAGUCUCCACUUCCAAGAUCUAGGAAGAUGGCUACAAAUGAUGAAGAGAGCCCCCUGAGUGUAUCUAGCCCAGAGGGUACUGGUACCUGGCUGCAUUAUACCAGUGGUGUGGGUACUGGGCGUCGAAGACGCAGAUCAGGGGAACAAAUCACUUCUUCCCCUGUCUCCCCCAAAUCAUUGGCUUUCACAUCCAGUAUUUUUGGCUCAUGGCAACAGGUUGUAUCUGAAAAUGCUAAUUACCUGCGAACACCGAGAACUCUUGUGGAACAGAAGCAGAAUCCUACUGUAGGGUCUCACUGUGCGGGCCUGUUUAGCACCUCGGUGCUCGGGGGUUCUUCAAGCGCACCUAACCUACAGGAUUAUGCUCGUACUCAUCGUAAAAAGCUGACCUCUUCUGGCUGCAUAGAUGACGCCACACGCGGUUCUGCUGUUAAAAGGUUUUCUAUCUCAUUUGCUCGACACCCAACCAAUGAACACCUACACCUCUAUAGGUGCUGGUCCGUUUCCUCUGUGGAAUUUCUAGGCUCCAGUGGCUUUGAAUUGUAUUCCAUGGUGCCAUCUAUUUGUCCUCUAGAAACUCUUCAUAAUGCCCUAUCUUUAAAGCAAGUGGAUGAAUUUCUUGCUUCCAUUGCUUCUCCAUCAUCUGACGUUCCACGGAAGACCGCUGAAAUUUCCUCUACAGCUUUACGUUCCAGUCCAAUAAUGAGAAAAAAAGUAUCUUUAAAUACGUACACACCUGCAAAGAUCCUCCCAACACCACCAGCUACCUUAAAGAGUACUAAAGCAAGCAGCAAACCAGCUACAAGUGGACCUUCUAGUGCAGUUGUUCCUAAUACCUCAUCUCGGAAAAAGAAUAUAGCUAGCAAAACAGAAACGCAUGAACACAAAAAAAACACUGGGAAAAAGAAAUGAAAUCUUAGCAGAAGCUGGAACUUUUUAUGCUUAUAAAAAUAUUCCUGGGAGGCCGAGGCGAGCAGAUCACAAGAUCAGGAGAUCAAGACCAUCCUGGCUAACACGGUGAAGCCCCAUCUCUACGAAAAAUACAAAAAAUUAGGUGGGCGUGGUGGCGGGUGCCUGUAGUCCCAGCUACUGGGGAGGCUGAGGCAGGAGAAUGGCGUGAACCCGGGGGGCAGAGCUUGCAGUGAGCCGAGAUCGAGAUCGCAUCACUGCACUCCAGCCUGGGCGACAGAGCAAGACUCUGUCUCAAAAAAAAAAAAAAAAAUUAAGUUCUAGGAUACAUGCGCAGAACAUGCAGGUUUGUUACAUAGGUAUACAUGUGCCAUGGUGGUUUGCUGCACCCAUCAACCCAUCACCUACAUUAGGUAUUUCUCAUAAUGCUAUCCCUAGCCCCCAACCUCCCAACAGUACCUGGUGUGUGGUGUUCCCCUCCCUGUGUCCAUGUGUUCCCAUUGUUCAACUCCCACUUAUGAGUGAGAACAUGUGGUGUUUGGUUUUCUGUUCUUGUGUUAGUUUGCUGAGAAUGAUGGUUUCCAGCUUUAUCCAUGUCCCUGCAAAGGACAUGAACUCCUCCUUUUUUAUGGCUGCAUAGUAUUCCAUGGUGUAUAUGUGCCACAUUUUCUUUAUCCAGUCUAUCAUUGAUGGGCAUUUAGGUUGGCUCCAAGCCUCUGCUAUUGUGAACAGUGCUGCAAUAAACAUAUGUGUCCAUGUGUCUUUUUAGACACAUCUUUUUUUAGUUGAAUGAUUUAUAAUCCUUUGGGUGUAUACCCAGUAAUGGGAUUGCUGGGUCAAAUGGUAUUUCUAGUUCUAGAUCCUUGAGGGAUCACCACACUGUCUUCCACAAUGGUUGAACUAAUUUACGCUCCCACCAACAGUGUAAAAGCAUUCCUAUUUCUCCAUAUCCUCUCCAGCAUCUGUUGUCUCCUGACUUUUUAAUGAUGGGCAUUCUAACUGGCAUGGGAUGGUAUCUCAUUGUGGUUUUGAUUUGCAUUUCCCUAAUGACCAGUGAUGAUGAGCAUUUUUUCAUGUAUCUGUUGGCUGCAUAAAUGUCCUCUUUUGAGAAGUGUCUGUUCAUAUCUUUUGCCCACUUUGUGAUGGGGUGUUUGUUUUUUUCUUACAAAUUUGUUAAAGUUCCUUGUAGAUUCUGGAUAUAGCCCUUUGUCAGAUGAAUAGAUUGCAAAAAUUUUCUCCCAUUCUGUAGGUGGCUUUUCACUCUGAUGAUAGUUUCUUUUGCUGUGCAGAAGCUCUUUAGUUUAAUUAGAUCCCAUUAGUCAAUUUUGGCUUUUGUUGCAAUUGCUUUUGGUGUUUUAGUCAUGAAGUCUUUGCCCAUCCCUAUGUCCUGUAUGGUAUUGCCUAGGUUUUCUUCUAGGGUUUUUAUGGUUUUAGGUCUCACAUUUAAAUCUUUAAUCCAUCAUGAGUUAAUUUUUGUAUAAGGUGUAAGGAAGGGAUCCAGUUUCAGUUUUCUGCAUAUGGCUAGGCAGUUAACCCUUUUACUGUAGUGUGGUAAUGGGAAGAGAACUGAAUGAGAAUCUGGGUGUCUUCUCUGUCUUAUCCCUUUUCUCUACUGGUACAUAACCCUGGGCAAAUUGCUUACCCUCCUUUUUUUUUUUUUUUUUUUUUUUGAGACAGAGUCUCGCUCUGUCGCCCAGGCUGGAGUGCAGUGGCGCAGUAGUGCGAUCUUGGCUCACUGCAAGCUCCUCCUCCCGGGUUCACGCCAUUCUCCUGCCUCAGCCUCUUGAGUAGCUGAGACUACAGGCACCACCACCACUCCCGGCUAAUUUUUUUUUUUUUUUUUUGUAUUUUUUUAGUAGAGAUGGGGUUUCACCAUGUUAGCCAGGAUGGCAGGAUGGUUUCAAUCUCCUGACCUCAUGAUCCGCCCGCCUCAGCCUCCCAAAGUGCUGGGAUUACAGGCGUGAGCCACUGCACCCGGCCCGCUUACCCUCCUUUAACCUUAGUUGCCUCAUUGGUAAAACUGGGAAUAGCAUCUGCUUUUCAUGCUUUGCCAGGUGUGUGUGUGUGUGUGUGUGUUUAUGUGUGUGUGUGUGUGUGUGUGUGAUAAGCAACAAUAAGAUAAUAUAUGAGAGAGUGCUUGGCAAAUUGCAAAGCACAUCACAGAAGUAAAAUACUAUUAUUUCUUCAAUACUGUGGAACAGGUGAAAGGAUACCACUUAGGCUAAUUCAAGGAAGAAAGUGAAAGGCCAUUUAUGAAAUUUCAGCCUUAGCUGCUGUUAGCAUUUAUUUGCUCCAACAAUACAAGUUGACCAUCAGUAAAAAUUGCCACUAGGAAAUCAACUCAAGGGUGGCAGUUUACAAUAGGCUAGGUGUCUCUUUCUGAGGUACAAAGUUACAUCAGUUACAGCAAGGUGAAAUUUCAAGGUUUAGGGAUGACAGUAGAGUGUAAACUGUAGGAUUAAAUCCAAGUUCACUAUAAUUUAGUUGUUUACAAGUAGUUUAAUUGUUUUCAGACUUUCUGUCUGGCUUCUGGGUUUUCAAAUUUUCUUACCAAAGGAAUUCAGUUUUUGGAAAGAGAAAUAAUUUGGCAAAUGUGUGUGGGGGAGUUGUGGUGCUGGGCGGGUGGGCAUGUACAUUUAGGCACUCAUGCAAGCAAGAACUAAAUGUUUAGAGGCAAACUGAAUUGUUCAAAAUUGUUUUUGACUUUUUAUCACAAGCAGUUACUCAAAGAAGAUUCAUGGAGCCAAGAAUACAAUCUACUACCAAUAUGAAAUACUUAUCUAAAAGAGUUGACUGAAAUGUGCUGUAAUAGAGAUUCUUGGAUUUUUUUCUGUUCCAUUCUGGUGGGGAGGAGGGGAGCAGAAUCUGCCAAAUUAAUAUGCAUCUAUAUGAGGGAUUAUAUUUGAGGUUGUCCAAAUGUCCUAGUGCUUUUGUUGCACUAAAGAAGAUGUACAUGACGCUUAUCCAUUUCUACCCAUUGUGCUCAGCUCUUGAUAUUCCUUUACUAUAUAGUUCUGAAAUAAAGAAUUUGGAUCAAUAAAAAUAGGUGAAUAAAUGAAUAGAAAAGAGGGAGAAAACAGAAAGAGAACUGAUUUGUCAGAAAAUUACCAUAGAAAAUAAUUAUUCCUCUCUCCAUUUGUAAGAUAAUUUAUUUUCAAAUAUAUUUAAAUACUCUCUAGUAUAUCAUUGGUUUGCAUCUGGCCCUUUAAGAAAAUAUGCCUCUAUAUGGGAUAUUGGCCAAGUGAUUGAGUGAUGAUGUUGAGAAGUCCCUUAAUCAUAAAACAGGUUUUUCAAAUGAUCUUUCUGCAGCAGAAUACCCCAGUGCUGUGCUGCUUACUGAGAGGAAAAGUAGACUUAACUUGUUCAGUUUUCUUAUAAACCAUUGUUUAUGGUUAAACUGACUUGAGAAAUAAAUGUGUAUCUAACACAUAUUUUUGACAGUGGAUUGCACUAUAUGUCUCAGAUAAAAGUUUAGAAAUGGUUCUUACUUUUAUGGCAUUUAUAGUAUACCAUGUCCUUUAACUUAGAACUAAAGAACAAAGGCAUACAUUUUCUGUUAUUUCAAGACUACUUUCUGGCUCUAAUUUUUGCUAAACUCACGCCUGAAAUACUGCUUGCCCACAGGUAGUGUUGGUAGCACCCAGGCCUUUUGAAUGGUUGAUAAUAAGCUGUUCUUUUAGAAAGUUAUUAAUGUAGGUCCUCUUGGUGUUAGUAGCAAUUACUGGGGAAAAAGAAGUUGAGUGAUCGAUGGAAUCAAGGAAUAAGCCUAGAUUUAACAAAGUUGAAAGGCUUCAUUAAUGCAGGAAUCCUCGCAGCCUUGAAAAAUGAUGUCUGUGAUUCUUUUAAUGGCAAAUUUAAUGGGCAAUAUUUCCCUCCACCAACAACUUAUUUGACCAUGAAAUCCUUUUUUCAUGAAGGUAUCUCUUGGGAAAGAAAGUUGAUUUAGAAAGUGAUAUUAGCAUGAACAUUAGGAAAGCCUUUAAAAUAGGUUGACUCUGCAGUAGAAUCAGACAUGGUUCCAAUCUGGGCUCUGCUACUUAUUAAAUAUGUGCCUGGACACGUUGCAAACACCCUUCUGAGCCUCAAUUUCCUCAGCUGUAAAAUGAGAACAAGAAUACUUCAGAUUAUGUUUUGAAGAUUAGAAGAAACUGAGAAAUGGCCAUGUAAAUUGCAAGGUAUUUUAAUUUUAAAGAUAUAAACUAUUAUGAAAAUAAUUGGUAUAGCAUUAAAAAUUGAUCUAAGAAUGUUUGCCCUACUCAUUUUUUUAAAUGUGCUUUGACAUUAGAUUAAUGAUAUGUAGUAAUCAUGUUUCCUGAUGUUGUAAAGGUGAGUUGUUCUAUUUGAAACCUUUCAAAUACAGAAAUACUAAUUUUAGGAGAAAUAACUAUAACAUAAUAAGGCAAAUGUCUCUCCCCUGCCCCUCCCAGUCUGUGACACACUUUCCUCUUUUGCCUCCUCUGGCCCUCAGGCUCCUGCACAGACUGCGUGCAGCCCCCUCCCAGCCCUGCAAUCCCUGAGCUGGAGUUGCCCCUUGGUUGGGUCCAAGUCACAGGGGUGGGGGACCUACGCGCCAGGAGGAAGCCACACUGGCCUGCGGCCUGCGUGGAGGAGGUGGAGGUACCCAACAUGGCUGGCGGAGCAUGAGCGCCCCAGAUGGCAGAUUGGAGGCUUUCAGCGUGCUUCCUCCUCUUGGAAUUAGCAAAAUAGUGCAUAAAGAUCAACUCUGUGAGCUUUAAUUGAGGAAGGGAAGCAGCAGUUCACUGGAAUAGCAAAGGAUACCCCAGACCCUGUGGAGAGGUGGGCAAGCAGCCCCCACGUCGGCGUUCUGCGGAUAAUGUGUGAAGCCCUAGUAUGUGAGAGGAAUAGCCAGUCUCCCCCUGCGUUUCGCCUUUCCGCUAGUGAUCUGUGCAGCCCAGGCCAAGGGAGAGCACCCUUUUUCUGCCAAACCCGGGAGCUAGCUUGGAGAGAGGCUGAGAUACCGAGAGGGAAAGACACUGGGAAAAGCUGCAGGCAUUUUUCCAGACCUGGGACUGAGAGGAAGACACUUGUUUUGUUUUGUUUUGUUUGAGACGGAGUUUUGCUCUUGUUGUCCAGCUGGAGUGCAAUGGCGCGAUCUCAGCUCACUGCAACCUCCGCUUCCUGGGUUCAAGCGAUUCUCUCGCCUCAGCUUCCCCAGUAGCUGGGAUUACAGGCGUCCGCCACCAUGCCCAGCUAAUUAUUGCAUUUUUAGUAGAGAUGGGGUUUCACCAUUUUGGCCAGGCUGGUCUCAAACUCCUAAGCUUAGGUGAUCCACCUGCCUUGGCCUCCCAAAGUGCUGGGAUUACAGGCGUGAGCCAUCGCCCCUGCCAAGGACACUUUUUUGAAUCUGGGCUCAUACAAAGUCAGUCAUUGUUUGGUAACCUGGCAGUGGUAGCCACGGCAGCCAUUUUAGUCUUGGGCCAGAGAUUGGAGCAUUUGCUUUGGAGCGAGGGAAAGGUCCCCACAGCCGGAAAUGGGCAGUGAGUUUGGAGAGUGCCCUAGCAGUAGGUGCUGAAACUAGGCUCUCUCCCAUCCCAAGACUGGAAUGGAAAGAGAAUUGCAGAAGCCUACUGCGUUUCUACUGAGCAGCAUGACUUGCAGCUUUGCGACCUGAAGCAGGACUGUGUGGGUCAUUGAUGGGUGCCUCAGACUGCUUCCUUGGUCAGUUGAGGGAGAGUGCUUCACCAGCUGCAAGGAGUAGGAGGGAGGUGGACCCCACUCACCUGGAGAUCUAACCCUCCGUGUGAACUGCCACUAAGGGAAGAGGGAGUGCAGGCCGCCAAAGUCCCUUUGGGGUCAAAGGAACUAUGAGUGCUGUGACAGCCACCAAAGGGCACAACACCAAAGCCUGGGAACAGACUUGGAGAUGGGGGUCAUCUCUCACUUCCAGACAGCCUCCCCAGUGUACUUUCGUGGACAUAGCAGCGCCUCUUCCUGCUGGGACCCAGGGAGUGUAGGGUGAAAGAAGUGCCUCUCAGGCUUUUCCAGGGGCUCCACCUCCGCUGAAGACAAGUGGCAUGGGGAAGAGGUGAGGAGGGCGCUUGGGCUUUUCUUUUGCCUCCACCCCGCUGAAGGCUGGCAUAAGCAGAGUAAGAGCCUCCUGCCAGCUCAUCUCUUACUCUUAAGCACCAUCUACUGGACUGCAGCCUGAAUUACACCAAAUAAGAAUACACUGCUACACCAAGCAAGUCUGAGAAACCCACCAUAUGAAGCUAUCUGCAACCAAGGAACUCUACAGAGCCCUGGUCCCAUAACGGCAUCCAGAAACAAAGCUAAUCGAUCUGUUAAAAUAAAGUUAAUAUGGCCGGAGAAGGACUCCAUACUUCUGUAGUUUAGUCCUUGUGGAUGAACUGUAAUCUAACUUAAUAGGUAGACAAGAUUGACAACCUAACUUAGCAGUAUGCACCUGUAACAAUAGCUGAGUCUUGGCCAAUCCCAGCAGCCGUACUUCAACCACUCAUACACUGCCAAGUGUUUAAACUGUGUUCAAAUAAGGCAAACGCCAAUCAGUCCAGCUAUUUCUGUAACUCACGUCCAAUUUCUGUAUGUCACUUUCCUUUUCUUGUCUAUAAAUUUGUUCUGCCCAUGAGGUA
Molecule: messenger RNA, 11063 nt
Organism: Symphalangus syndactylus (siamang)
Lineage: Eukaryota; Metazoa; Chordata; Mammalia; Primates; Hylobatidae
Gene: PPIP5K2
Product: diphosphoinositol pentakisphosphate kinase 2
Biological process (GO): inositol phosphate biosynthetic process; inositol metabolic process
Cellular component (GO): cytosol
Molecular function (GO): 5-diphosphoinositol pentakisphosphate 1-kinase activity; inositol hexakisphosphate kinase activity
Source: RefSeq, a predicted model, not a curated record